Messenger RNA from Loxodonta africana (African savanna elephant), 1473 nucleotides. Its product is annotated as olfactory receptor 5AU1. Lineage: Eukaryota; Metazoa; Chordata; Mammalia; Proboscidea; Elephantidae. Gene Ontology annotation, cellular component: membrane. The coding region runs from base 532 to 1473 and encodes 313 amino acids. Gene Ontology annotation, biological process: G protein-coupled receptor signaling pathway; sensory perception of smell. The transcript has a single exon. Gene Ontology annotation, molecular function: odorant binding; olfactory receptor activity; G protein-coupled receptor activity. The record is from RefSeq and is a predicted model, not a curated record.
GGUGCUAUUAUCAUUAUUUUACAGAUGAGAAAAAUGGAAACUCAAAAGUUAAGGUUAUAUAGAUAGUUAAUGGUGAGGUCUGGCUUUUGAGCACUGGCAGUCUGAUGCCAGAGCCUGUAUGGUUAAACAUGAAAUAUAUUGUCUCUAGAAUAUAAUCUCCCUUAGGUCAGGCACUCUUGAAUUCCUGAGAGGCAGAACACAGAGCAAAGCAUAUACAAGACAGUUGACACAUAUUUGGCGAGAUACUGUUUCAUUAUUCCAAAUUUUUAAAGAUUCCUGAGAGAACAAAUUGUGUAUAUUUCUUUUAUAUUUUUUCAUUGCUGUUCAAGUAAUGCUUACUAACUAACUAAUCAGUUAAGUAGAGAAGACCCUCUCUAUGAUAGUGUUGUGUCUACAAAGACAAAUUUCCUGAGUAAGCCCAGUCUUCAGAAGGCUGUCCUUGGGGCAGAACUAAACCCAGUCAGAACCCUCAGAUGUUCAACCUCAUUUCUGGUGGUCUCUUCAUUCCACACCCCAGAGCACUGGAGAAAUAUGGAUGGGGCAAACAUGAGUCAAGGUGUUGAGUUUGAGUUUGAGCUCUUGGGCCUCACCAGUGACCCCCAGCUCCAGACGCUGCUCUUCGUGGUGUUCCUGGGCAUGUACGCCAUCACUUUGUUGGGGAAUCUGGUCAUGUUCCUCCUGAUCCACGUGAGUGCACCACUGCACACACCUAUGUACUUCCUCCUAAAGAGCCUCUCCUUCUUGGAUUUCUGCUACUCCUCCACGGUUGUCCCCCAGACCCUGGUGAACUUCUUGGCAAAGAAGAAGGUGAUCUCCUACCUCGGCUGCAUGGCUCAGAUGUUCUUCUAUGCUGGCUUUGCCACCAGUGAGUGCUACCUCAUUGCUGCCAUGGCCUAUGACCGCUAUGCUGCUAUUUGUAACCCCCUGCUCUACCCAGUCACCAUGUCUCCUGAGGUCUGUACCUCUUUGAUUGUUGGCUCCUACAGUGCAGGAUUUCUUAAUUCUCUUAUCCACACAAGCUGUAUCUUCAGCCUGAAGUUCUGUGGUGCUCAGGUGGUCACUCACUUCUUCUGUGAUGGACCGCCCAUCCUGUCCCUCUCUUGCGUGGACACCUCCCUGUGUGAGAUCCUGCUCUUUAUUUUUGCUGGUUUCAACCUUUUGACCUGCACCCUCACCAUCUUGGUUUCCUACCUCUUCAUCCUCAUCACCAUUCUGAGGAUGAACUCAGCUCAGGGUAGGUUCAAGACAUUUUCCACCUGUGGGUCACACCUCACUGCUGUCUGCCUCUUCUUUGGCACAACACUUUUUACGUACCUGCGCCCCCGGUCUAGUUACUCCCUGACCCAAGACCGCACAGUUGCUGUGAUGUACACAGUGGUGAUCCCAAUGCUGAACCCCCUGAUUUACUCUUUGAGAAACAAGGAUGUAAAGGAAGCUUUAAGAAAGAUUUGGGGCAGGAAAACAGUGGGAUGA